AUGGUCAGUCACCGUCGUGGGGAAAUUGAGGAUAACCUCACUGCUGAUCUUUCUGUUGGCUUGGCCAGUGGACAGCUUCCGCGCAUUGAAGAGGAACUUGGUAAUGUGUGUUAUGCUGAAAUUUUUUAUAGAGCUUAUAAGUUGGGUGUCAUUUGGAUAGUCCCGUUCCGUGCGCUGGGAAAGCAGGCGUCUUCUCUUCAGUACAAAAAUUUGUCAGUCAAUAAUCAAUUAUCUUCAGGAGUUCGUAUGGAUGGAACUGGUAAAAUGCGACUGGCAUGGCAUCCAGUUCAACUAUGUAAUUCUUGUGUGGCAUUGUAA
This is a messenger RNA of Prunus armeniaca (apricot), 318 nucleotides long. Lineage: Eukaryota; Viridiplantae; Streptophyta; Magnoliopsida; Rosales; Rosaceae. The record is from the annotation of a GenBank genome assembly.